GACGAUCUUAGCCUGUUGGUAUCUUUCAGUGUCAUGGCUCCCUGUCGAAUGUAGUCGUUUAGCUUUCAUCAAAAUCAUCGUAAAAACGGAAUAUUUCUUCAGUCACUUUGUGAAAUAAGGGUUUUAAUCGAUUUGUUUUUGAGUGUUCGUUUAGCUAACAUGGCUGGAAGUAGCACAGCGCAGAAAACAUGGGAGCUGACUAACAGCAUGCAGGAAGUUCAGAGCAUAGAUGAAAUUUACAAAUACGACAAAAAGCAACAACAAGAAAUCUUGGCUGCGAAACCUUGGACGAAGGAUCAUCACUAUUUCAAGUACUGUAAGAUCUCAGCUUUGGCCUUGCUGAAGAUGGUGAUGCACGCCAGGUCUGGCGGAAACCUGGAGGUGAUGGGUCUCAUGCUGGGGAAGGUGGACGGUGAAACCAUGAUUAUUAUGGACAGCUUUGCCUUACCCGUGGAGGGCACAGAAACCCGGGUCAAUGCCCAGGCUGCAGCAUAUGAAUACAUGGCUGCCUACAUUGAAAAUGCCAAACAGGUUGGUCGUUUGGAGAAUGCUAUUGGCUGGUACCACAGUCACCCAGGCUACGGAUGCUGGCUGUCAGGCAUCGAUGUCAGCACUCAGAUGCUCAAUCAGCAAUUUCAGGAACCUUUUGUGGCUGUUGUGAUCGACCCCACUCGGACUAUUUCUGCAGGGAAAGUCAACCUCGGUGCUUUCAGAACCUACCCAAAGGGUUACAAACCUCCAGAUGAAGGACCCUCUGAAUAUCAAACAAUCCCCCUGAACAAGAUUGAAGACUUUGGUGUGCACUGUAAACAGUAUUAUGCCUUGGAGGUAACUUACUUUAAGUCCUCCCUUGAUAGAAAGCUCUUGGAACUCCUGUGGAACAAAUACUGGGUCAAUACCUUAAGUUCCUCAAGCCUCCUCACGAACUCAGACUACACCACAGGCCAGGUGUUUGACCUGUCCGAGAAGCUGGAGCAAUCGGAGGCACAGCUGGGCCGAGGCAGCUUCAUGCUUGGGUUGGACACACAUGAUCGCAAGUCUGAGGACAAACUGGCCAAAGCAACACGAGAUAGCUGCAAGACGACCAUAGAGGCAAUUCACGGUCUGAUGUCUCAAGUUAUUAAGGACAAACUCUUCAACCAAAUCAACACAUCUGUCAAUUAGAAAUUAACUGUGCAGCAUUUGAAUUUCACUUGGAAUAUUUUCUUGCGCAUGUCUAGCAGACUGCUAUGAUUAGAAUAUCUUAUUUCCCUUUCAGGUAUUAUUUUCUUUAACUGUUGUGUGAUUUCAGGAAUGCAGUCAGAAUACAUGUUUUAAAAAAUAAAAUAUGAAAACUCAA
Molecule: messenger RNA, 1339 nt
Organism: Thalassophryne amazonica
Lineage: Eukaryota; Metazoa; Chordata; Actinopteri; Batrachoidiformes; Batrachoididae
Gene: cops5
Product: COP9 signalosome subunit 5
Exons: 8
Coding region: 160-1164 (334 amino acids)
Biological process (GO): protein deneddylation
Cellular component (GO): COP9 signalosome; cytoplasm
Molecular function (GO): metallopeptidase activity; protein binding; deNEDDylase activity
Source: RefSeq, a predicted model, not a curated record